Messenger RNA from Sphenostylis stenocarpa, 609 nucleotides. The record is from the annotation of a GenBank genome assembly. NCBI's taxonomy places the organism in Eukaryota, Viridiplantae, Streptophyta, Magnoliopsida, Fabales, Fabaceae.
AUGUUGUCAUUGACUUCAUUGGCUAGUAUUGUACCACAGGUAUAUCGAGGGCUUGAUGUUGAAUCUGCAAAGCCUUCCCCAAAUGAAAAAAAAGGAGGUACUGCAUCAUCUCAUCUGGUUGACAUACUGCACCCAUCUGAAGACUAUUCUGUUGGGCAGUUUUUUGAGGAGGCAAGGCAAGCUACUAGAUGUAUUCUUGACAAUGGCCGUGUUCCCGUAGUUUUUGGAGGCAAUGGAUUGUAUUUAAGAUGGAAUGAAGACUGGGAUGCAACUGUGCAGUUGGUGGUAAAAGUAGGUGAUCCAAAGGCUCAAUUUCUAGCAGUGAAUGAUUGGUACCAAUUACGGUGUAGCCUAGAGAUUAUUAAGUCUAGUGGACCACCUCCUUCUGCAUUUCGGGUGCCAUAUGAUUCUUUCAGGGAACAGGGUGAAUAUGGUGUUGCUGAGGGUUCUGAGUCGUCUGAUAUGAACACUUACGGUGAUGCAAUGGAAGAAACCAUCUUGUCAGAGUUAGACUAUGAGUUUAUAUGCUUUUUCCUUUCUAGUCAUGGACUUGACCUCUAUAAAUCAAUUGAUUAUCAGUGUGAAGAUAUGCUUUUAGGUACAUCCUGA